AAAAUGUCGUGAAGUUACAAAUCAUAAUUUCAAUUCAAUCAUGUAUGUCACUUCAUCAAUGAAAAGAAUUUAAAUAUAAAUUUGUUGUCAGGGAAGGAUAAGUUUGUUAUAAGAGGUGAGAGUGAUGUAAUAUAUAGAAAUAUUUUGGUUCUGGCAAUGAUAGCAACAUGAACAAUAAGAGUGCACGUUCUGGAAAACAGAAAAAAAAUAAUACUAAAAACACUGACAAUUUCAGUAAAGAUGAAGUAAAAGAUUCAACCAAUAAAAAAUACAAAAGUCAUAGUAAGCAAUCAAGGGAAAAACCUGAAAAUGUAUCAAUUCAAUCUAAGAGAAAAAGUGGUAGGUCAAAAAAUGAGUCUGAGGCAUUGUUCAAAGAAACCUCACUGAGUAACCCCAAAAAACACGUGGAAAAUGAAAACAAAAUCAAAAAACAUCGUUCUCGUUCUUCUGAAAAUUUCAAUCAAAAUUCUAAAGUGAAACCAGGACACUUGCGAAGAGAAAAAACUAUUCAUGUUGAGAAAAUAAGGAAAUAUCCUCAUCAUAAACAGGACUCCCACAGUAUGAAAUCAAUGAAACAGGAGAAAUGCGAAGAGAAAGAAGUGAGGAAACAUAAGCACAGGUCAAGAAGUGAAAAGAAAUCGAACCAACAUGAAGUAGUACAUCAUACUGAGCAGUUACUAUUUUGUCAAGUUGAAAAUGCCAAUCCUUUCAAAAAAACAACAACAAAAGAAGCAAUUCGAAGCUUUUCUCCCCCGAAAAGUUGUAAAGAAAAGUUACACAAAGUAAAUGAUUCAAAUGUAGUGAAAGAAAAUGUUCACAAAAGAGCUAAAAUUGAUGAACAUAUUUUUUCACCAGAAGUCUUGUAUGCUCAUGUUCAUCAUAAAAAAAAUAGACCAAAACUAGUUGUUGGCAGGAAACCUUUCAAAUAUUCUGUACUCGAACCAAAUUCAAGCUCCGACCAUAGAAAACAUAGAAAACUCUACAAAAUGAGCGUCAACAGUCUGAAGAAUGUUCAAACCAAGAAGAAUAAAAGAAAGCUUGUUGAAAAUUACUCCGAAGAUAUUUCACCAUCAACAAAACCACAAUUUCAGGAAAAAAUAGAAGACGAUUUGAAAAGCUAUUUCACGAGAAUACAAAGUUUGAUAGAUAAGAAAAUAGAUACCCUUCUUCAGAAUUACAAGAGUAAAAUCAAAUUAAAAGGAGCGAUAGAAGAAGAAAUAGCGGAACACGGUGCAAAUGUGGACUACAAUAAGGACAGCCGUCAUCACCACCAUGAGCCAAGAAAAAAGUCGUCUCAUAGAACAUCAAACAAAGAUAAAGGUGACGCUAAAAAAAAGUGCGGUAUGUCUCGAAGAGAAAGAAGUUUCCAAAACCCAGCAGACAGGAAUUGUAAUUCUGUAACAGCACCGUCACGACAUAGCUCUCCACCAGAGAGAAAAUGUAAAACUCCUCCUCGCUGUAAUUCUCCUGUAGUCAUGAAACAUGAUGGGAUGCUGCAAGGUCCUUCUCUCAAAAGAAAGAAUCAUGAUACUUUUGCUAACUAUAGUGUACCAGUUUUUACACACCAUGAACAUCCUAGACAAUGUUCACCAACAAGUAAAAAUGAAGAAAUGGCUCAAUAUUCUAAUUCAAGAGAAAAAAGAAAUUUUGAAAGCCCUCGUCAUCAUAAUUCGCCUGUUGAUAGAAGGCACGAAUCUUUACAGCGUCAUAGUACAUCAUCAGGAAGACAUUAUGAAGCUCUGCCAUGCUAUUCACCAGUUAAAACUGAUUGUGAAACAUCGCAAUUUCCAUCACAAUCCAACAAAUUUCCAGGUAAAAGCUGGAAACGAUUUCAUCAGCAAAAUUCUUCUGUAGAAGAAAAUUUACUAGAUUCGCCUUGUUACACUUCACGCCAAGUUAAUAAAGUGGAAAAUAAUAAAAUGACGAGUACAAAGCAGCUAUCAAAUUCUAUUGGGAAUGAAUGCAUUAGAAGAAAUCUCGUAGACAGAUAUGUAGACCAUAGAGAAUUCAAGGACAGUUGCACUACUCCCUCAAAGGAAAAUUUAAGGAAAAUCAAACCACACAAAGAAAAUUCUUUUCGAGUGGAGGGGAUAGAACCAGCAAAAUUAUUGGAAUCUGGAAACAAACCAUCAAAACAAAGAUUCAAAAGAAAUUUGGAGUGUAAAACAGUUUCAAUAAUAGGAAUACCCUCGCAGCUGAGAAAAAAGUAUUUCAGGAACCCUGAGACAAUAGAAGAAUCUGUAGAAAGAAAAAAGAGAACAAAGAGGUUCAAACUUUAUUAUCAAUACUCAAGAGACAACAAUUAUUAUUAUGCUGAAAGUGGUAAUUCUUCGGAAGGAAAAAGUGUAGUGAGUGACAGUUUGAGAGUUAUUUCAGACGAUUCUGAAUGCCAUAUUGAAAUGUGCAAAAUUAAAAAACAACAUGGUUUGACCGACAACUCUGAAUGUUACAAGAAACACCAGAAAACGUCAGUGCCAAGUAAUAUAUUCUCAAAGCGUUCCACAGAUAGAAACAUUAUAUAUAGAGAUACAGGGAAGCAAAGACAUAAAACUUCAGCUGAUUCAAAGCUCAAUAAUAUAAUCGAAGAAAAGACUAGUCUAUCAUCAUCGGGAGAACACAAAAAAUUGAAUUUGGAAAUUGACUGUAAGUAUUUUAGAGUUCUCCAAAGUAGUAGUUCUGAUUAUGGCAUGGGAUCGAAAAAUAAAUAUGGUUUGCCUUUCAAAAAUGAUAAAAUGAAUGUCAGCGAAAAAACAGAUAAUAAAGUUCCAAUCAAGUACAGAGAUAACAUCACUAAUGUCAAUAAACCAAAACGAAGAAGGGAUCUAACAAAUGAUACCCUGAGAAAAACUAGAAAUACUACACAAAAACCUAAAGAACAGAAAGAAAAAAUUAUCUCUAAAUCUGAUGUAGAUAUAUCUUAUAAGUCUCUAGUUGGAUUAAUGAAAUCAUCAAUUGAAACUAGUGAAGUGGAGAAACAUUCAUCUCAAGAAUCUUCUAGGACACCAGAAACGGUUGUUGAUCGAAAAAGUCGCACUUUCACUGGAAAAAUAGAUGAUGUGAAAUCUUUCAUUGACUUGGGUUAUCCGAAAAAAGAUGACAUCGGUAUUGAUGUUAAAGAGUACGUACAGAAAUUGCAACAAAUUUAUUUUGGAUUCGAAACACUUCGUCCCCAAAAAUAUUUCAUUAAUAAUGAAAUUGGGAUACAGAAAUGUUUAAUUGAUAACUUAACUGGUUACAGUGAGAUUAGUAAGAAAUCCAACGACAAAACCAACAUAGAUGAGGACCAUACAAAUGGUUUGCUACGUAAGAUAUACAAUUUGAUUGAAAAUCAAAAUCGUGAAAAGUCUGAAAUCGCUAAAGUCUUCAAAAUCGACAUGAAAGAAGAAAAAGAAGUCCAAGUAGUGUCCUGCAAGCAAGAUGAAGAAAUUAGUACUAAAGAUUUACAAUCUUACCAUGAAGAGUUCGAGGGAUAUACUUCAGCUGGAAAAACUAAUGAAGUGAAGCUCAACAAGUUGGUUAUGAAAGAUGUAGUAACUCAAGAAACUUAUGCUCGUGAUAUUGGUACGGAGAUGGAUAAAAAUAGUAUCAGAGACAAGGAAGCUUAUGUAUCAACAAAUAUAUUGGGAAAUAAAAAAGAUGUUAUUACUCAAAAAAUUGAUGCCAAUGAUAUUGGUAUAAAUGUACAUGACGGUGGCACAAAAAAAGAUGCCAAGUGUAUCUCCAACACCAAUAUAUUGAAGACGGAUAUGGCAGUAGAGGUGAAUACUACAGAAGAGCAUGUGGAAGAUGUACCAGCAAAUCUCGUUGAAGAUGAAAUGAACCUACAAAGAAAUUUCAAAAAAAGGAAUUCAUUUGGACAAUUACCAAAACCUAAAUAUGUAGCUGCUUCUAAAAUACAAAAGAUAGACAUGGCUAUAGAAGUAGAUACUACAAAAAAAUAUAGUAAAGAUGUACCAGAGGAGCAUCUAUUAAAAAUUAGAGACCCGGUUGUUGAAGAUAAAAUGAGGUUACCGAUAGUUCAUAAGGAUGGGAAUUCACCUAAUCAUUUAUCCGAGUCAAAAUGUGUAUCUACAUCAUUAAUACAAAAAGUAGACUUAGCACUAGGAGUAAAUACUGCAGAAAACCUUUUCAGAGAUAUUUUAGAGCAAGGUAAAAUAAGUGUAUCUCUUGAAGAUGAAAUGAUGAUUUCAAGACGUUCUACAGAAAAGAGUUUACUUAGCCAGAUACCCAAACCAAAGCGUAUAUCUACAGACAGAGUACAAAAAAUAGACAUGGCAGUAGAGGUAAACACCACAGAAGACUAUAUAAAAGAUGCUUUGGAGGAUGAAAAGUUAAAAAUGAAAAAUAUGUCUCGUGAAGAUAGAAUGAGCCAAAUGAAAGUUUCUAAAGAAAAAAGUUCAACUAUCCAAUUAUUCAAACCAAAAUGUGUGUCUACAGCCAAAAUACCCAAAGCAGACAUGGCAGUAGAAGUUAAUACCACAGAAGAACAUAUGAGAAACAUUGUGGCUGCAGACAGACUAAAAAUAAAUGCCUCUCUAGAUAGUAAAAUGAAGCAACUAAAUGUUUCUGAUGAGACGAGUUCUCUUAAUCAGUUAUUAAACCCAAAGUGGGGAUCUACAGCCAAAAUACAAAAAGUUGAUAUGGCUGUAGGAGUGAACACUGCGGAAACACAUAGACUAAUUACUAAAGACACGUCUGUUGAAACUAAAAUAAACUCCUUUAGAAUUUCUAAAGAAAAGAGUUCGCUCAACCAAAUACAUAAACCAAUUAAUGAAUAUAAACCCCAAUUUGUUUCGCAUAAAAAAAGAAAGGAUAAACGUGAAAUGAUACAAGAACAAGUGGUAGGAAACAAGGAUGAUAGAAAGGAACAUAUUCAAUUAAAAUCUAGUUCUGUUAGGACCAAAACACUGAAAAAUAUGAAAGAAGAACAUGAUCUUUAUGGCUCUUGUGAUUCAAAAUCUAUCAAAUCCAAAAUGCCCAUCAGCAAAAAACAUAUGGUGCUUGAUGCAUCAGAAGAUAAUAAACCUAGGAAGAAAGAAAAAUCUGAAUUAAAUGGCUGUAAAGCAUCAUCACAGUUAAAGAAAUCUAAAUCAGAAAUAAGUUUCAGAAAAACACAUAUUGACGCCGAGGAGAGCAAAAUAACUAGCCUAGUUUGUCUUCACAAAUAUUGCAAUAUUAUUAAAUAUGAAACAAGUUCAAAAUCAAAUACUCAUUCUUUAGACCACUAUCCAAACAGCGAACAUCGAGAGAGUAGUCGAUUAUUUUUAACAAAGGAUUACAGAACAUCUGAUAUUAGUGCAUACAAAAAACGAAAAAUCUAUGAUGAAGCAAUCCGAAGAAAAAUGAGAAGGAAGGCUGGCAUACAAAGUAAAACUAAUUUAGCACCACAAGUGUUUGAAGUGAGAUUUGUAACAAUUGAUAACUUUCAUGGUAAUUUCCUAAAAAAUGCAAAAACUGUGGAAAAGGGUGAUUUUUAUGAAACCAAUUAUGAAAAUACGCUGACAAGGACAGGUUAUAGAUCGAAGAUUCCUGAAUGUUACUUUGAAGGAAAUUUAAAAAAAAACAUCAAUUUUACACCAAUUAAAACACCAAUGCACCAAUUGAAACUCUGGGAAUUUUAUCAAAAAGCUCUCAAAUGUCCCAAUUCAUAUUCAUCAUGCGAAGGUAAUAAUAUCAUUAUGAAAGCGGGUGAAGCAUUGCAAAGAAAUUAUGAAUGUCUAACAGGAAAAAACACAUUUUUUUUCAUUGACUGCAUAUGUAAAUAUUUGUUAUCAGAAAAUUUAUCCAACAAUAUGAAUAUUGAUGAGAAUCGUCUUGAUCGACCCAUUUCAUAUUCUCUUGAAGAAUAUAACAUCUCCUCCUCUACUGAUUCAAAAGAAGAGAGUAUCGCCGAUAGCAUUGCUUCAUAUGAAAAUGAACAUGAAAAAGAUUUAAUUAACAGAGACAAUGUGGACAAUAUAGAAUGUGUCAUCGACAGAAAACUAGAAAUUACUGGUAACUUGAGUUGCCCCAUCUUAAGGGAACGUGACUCCUCUUUCGAUUAUCUAUAUCAAAUAGAGUCUGAUGACAAACUGAACAAUAUUGGAACUUUUCUGAAUCCGAAAAAACCGGUGAACGCAAUUUUGGGAUAUGCUUUAAAUGGUAACACGUCACAAACAAGUUUCAAACCUCUUUUGGCUAGUUCUUUAAUUGAAGUCGAUUUUGAAGCACCGUGUUCCGAGGAAAGCGGUUAUUCCAGUACAAGAUCAAGGCACAGUUUUUUAUCUAUUCCUAAUUUUUUUAAAAAACCAAAUAUUGCAGCACUAAUGAAACCACAGAGUAGGAACUGGUUUCAUUCAGACGAAAACCUACAUUCAGAAAAAUCGACUUCAAGUACACACAUUUUCACAGAUUAUCAAAAAAUGAAGAAGCAGUGCCAGGAGUAUGCUCAUAAAGUAACGGAGUUCAGUAAAUCAAAGAUAUGUAUGGAUGCAGGUUAUGAAGAAAUACCGCUAGAAGUACUCAUUGGAAAACAAAAUGGUCUCAAUGUGAUAAGGUUCAGGAGUGACAGUAUUCUGGAAGAAAAAAUUGAAUCUAAAAAAAAGGAAUAUGCAGAGAGUGAACCCACAGAUUAUGUAACACAAAACAAUUCGAGUAUAAAUUUAAUACAAAAAUUCGAUUGCUCUCUACAGUCUAAAGAUCAUACUCAGAAUAAUCAAGUUUCAGUGAUUUAUGAAAACAUGGCAGAUAACGAUUCUUGUCAACUGAAAGAUGAUGAUACGGAAGAGGAACCACAUAAAGAAAACGACAGAAAUCUUGAUGUGACCGAAAGUCGGUCUGUAGAAAGUCUAGAAUUGAGUGAAAUAGACUCUAAAUCGGAUGUAGAACUGCUUAGAAAAAUAUUAAAUUCCGAGGUGUUUUUGAGUUCUACGAAUUUCAGUACUUAUUGUAUAACUAUAGUGGAAUCUCAAAAUCUGAAAUCUGAAAUUCAUGGAAAAAGUUCGUCAUCAAACGAUGUUUUGGAUGACUUUUCUGCACUUAAAGAUGAAUUCAAUGAAGGAAGAAAAAUCUCAUCAAACUGUAAUAUACUAGACUACAAGUUGAGAAAAUUCGAAAACAGUGUUUCCAAAAAAUUUUUUGAAAAUCUUCUGGAAGUUUACGAAAAAGAAAUUACUAUUUGUUCUGCACUCUUGGAAGACAAGAAUUUUCUAGAAAAUCAUUUACUUCACUUCGCCAUUGAUAAACUGGAAAAGGCUACGGAACUAAGUAAAAAAUCAAUAGUGAGAAAUAAAAUGAAAAUGUUUAUUCAGAAAGUUUUCCAUACAAAAAACCGAAGAAAGUCUAAACCGAAUGUUUUCUCAAAAAGCAUUGAGGAAGAUGAAAGUACACUCCCCUCAGUCGAUGUUGUUUAUCAAGAGAAACUACAAUCUUUAGCGAGGAGUGCCUACAAAUAUUUUUCUAUGUUCGUUCAAGCUGUAGAACAUAAUCAUAAAAUAAAUGAUGAAAUGAAAAUUUGUGGCUUAUUGAAAUUGCUAGAAAGGAUAGAGAAGGGCCAUUUCAAAUUUUUACGUAGAAAAGAAUCGGUGGACUUCGAAAAGGAAAUAAAGGACCAAGUUAAGCAAGCCUUCAGUGAGAUAUAUUGUAAAGCAUCCAAGGAGGCUGAAAUAAAUCAUCGAAAAUUAUCAGCAAAUGACAUACACAUGAUUGCAACAUUUGUUUGUAAAUAUAGAAUUGGUUUACUUUCUCGAACGGACCUGAUUGCUUCUUAUAUUGGCCAAGGAUUUUUUAGAACAGAAUAA
Messenger RNA from Leptinotarsa decemlineata (Colorado potato beetle), 7778 nucleotides. RefSeq lists its product as uncharacterized. NCBI's taxonomy places the organism in Eukaryota, Metazoa, Arthropoda, Insecta, Coleoptera, Chrysomelidae. The record is from RefSeq and is a predicted model, not a curated record.